Molecule: messenger RNA, 1315 nt
Organism: Polypterus senegalus (gray bichir)
Lineage: Eukaryota; Metazoa; Chordata; Cladistia; Polypteriformes; Polypteridae
Product: zona pellucida sperm-binding protein 3-like
Exons: 9
Coding region: 1-1299 (432 amino acids)
Biological process (GO): positive regulation of acrosome reaction; egg coat formation; binding of sperm to zona pellucida
Cellular component (GO): extracellular matrix
Molecular function (GO): acrosin binding
Source: RefSeq, a predicted model, not a curated record
AUGAUGGGAUCCUUACGUCUGUUACUGCUCGCCUUUGGGCUGCUCAGCUUGCAUGUCUCUGUUUCUGCUGCUUUCGCUUUCAAGGAUUCUCAACUGCCUUCGAAAGGGUACAAGGCUGUAGUUAUACAGAGUAAGGACUGGGCGCAGCAAAGAGCGGGCUCUCCCCAAACGGUAUCUGCGGUGUGUACGGAAAGUGAGGUUAUCUUGACCAUCAACCCUGAUCUGUUUGGUACUCGGCAUCCUGUCCAGGCGUCCGAUUUAACACUAGGAGGAUGUGGAGUAACUAGCCAAGUGCCCACACCUCCCGCCUUUGUAAUUGAAGGUCUACUACAGGGAUGUGGUGGUAUCCUUACAAUGUCUGCUGAUGAAAUGGUAUACAGCUUCACCCUUGAUUACAGUCCCUCUCAAAUUCCUGGUAUUCCAAUUGUACGAAAUAACCCAGCUGUGGUGCAGAUUGAAUGCCAUUAUCCCAGGCUUCAGAAUGUUAGCAGUAAUGCAUUUAAUCCUACUUGGGACCCCUAUACAUCCACCAAAUCUGCUGAAGACAUUUUGGGAUUCUCUCUGAUUAUAAUGAACAGUGACUGGAGUGGACCACGUUCUUCCAAGACCUUCUACCUAGGUGACCUAAUUAGCCUUCAGGCAUCUGUAGACAACACUAACCAAGUGCCUCUGCGACUCUUUGUGGACAACUGUGUGGCGGCUUCUGCUACAGAUGGUUCUGCUCCAUCAUACACCUUCAUUAGUAACCAUGGGUGUUUCAUUGAUGGCAAGACAACCAACUCCAAUUCCCACUUUGUAACUCCCAGAGUUAAUUCAUCCAUCCUUCAGUUUGAACUUGAUGCUUUCAGGUUCUAUGGUGUGGCUACAAGCUCGGUGUUCAUUACCUGUACUCUGAAGGUGACAUUGGCUUCUCAGGCUACUGACUCCUUGAACAAGGCCUGUUCUUAUAUACCUGGACUGAGCCAGUGGACAUCUGUAGAUGGCAGUGACCAGGUAUGCAGUUGCUGUGAUACCAGCUGUGUUCCUAGCCUCCCUGGAAGGAAGAGAGCAGAGAAACUUAAACCUAGACCAAGGAGGAGUGCCCUAACCAUACCUGCUGAGUGGGAGAAGACCCUUGUUGUGGGCCCCCUAUUCCUGGAAGCAAAACUUCAGCCUGUGGUAUCAGAACAUCUGACUGCUAUGGAAGCGCAACCAUCUGGUUCAUCUGUGCUGAUCCUGGGUUUAGUGUUGGGUGUAUUGGCUCUGACCUGUUCUGCUUUCCUUGGUUUCUUGUACCAGAAACGUUUAACUUCUAAUUAAACUGGCUGAAACAUUU